Cydia pomonella (codling moth) is the source of this 1150-nucleotide messenger RNA. RefSeq names its product ubiquinone biosynthesis O-methyltransferase, mitochondrial (gene Coq3). The transcript is spliced from 6 exons. Gene Ontology annotation, biological process: ubiquinone biosynthetic process. The record is from RefSeq and is a predicted model, not a curated record. Lineage: Eukaryota; Metazoa; Arthropoda; Insecta; Lepidoptera; Tortricidae. Gene Ontology annotation, molecular function: 2-methoxy-6-polyprenyl-1,4-benzoquinol methyltransferase activity. Bases 206 to 1090 code for a protein of 294 amino acids.
UUUUAAUGUUAUAGAAAGGAAAGAUAUAAAUAUUGUGAGACAAAAAUAUUUCAAUAAGUAUCUGUAACAUAAUAUUAACCAGUGUUAAUCUGUAAUUAAGAACCGUUUUUCGGGCACUUAAAAGGCGAUUAAAAAUUUACACCAGCAAACUAUGAAAUAUCGUCAUUCUAAACAAAAAUAAGGAAUAAACACAUUAUUAGCCAAGAUGAAUUCGCUUCAAUUUCGUGCUAGUAAAAAUAUGUUUUGCUUAUUAACAUUAAGGUCACCAAAGACUCACACACUUGGGUAUUCAACAUUAUUAGCCAAGAAAGAGAAUGAAGACAAAUCUACUGUUAAUACUGAGGAUGUCAAGCUGCAUGCCAAAUUAAGUGACCAAUGGUGGGAUCCCAACGGACCCAUGAAAGCACUACAUGCUUUCAAUAUGAUUAGAGUGCCAUUUGUAAGAGACGGCUUAGUGCACUCUCCACCAGAUCAGAGAACCAGUACACCUCUCUUGGGAAAGAAGAUCUUAGAUAUUGGGUGUGGAGGAGGAAUUCUUUCAAUGCCUUUAGCCAAACUCGGCGCCGAGGUGACCGGCGUCGACGCCAGCAAGGAGCUGAUAGAAAUGGCGCAAGAACACAGCCAGGCGCACCCGCCUUUACCUGGGAAACGGCCCUCAUAUAUAUGCACGUCGAUUGAGGAACACGCAAAAGAUCACGCCAACGUCUACGACGGAGUAGUGGCUUCGGAAAUAAUAGAACACAUCGAGAACGACAAAAAGGAAUUGUUCAUCAAAUCCUGCAUACACACGCUGAAGCCAGGCGGGAGGAUUUUCUUCACGACUCCUACCAGAACUAGGUUGACACAGUUCACGGCGAUAUGCUUAGCGGAGAACGUGUUGAACGCUUUACCAAAGGGCACACACCAAUAUGAGAAGUUCACCACGCCGAACGAAAUGACGUUGCUAUUAGAGAGAAAUGGUUGCCAUGUGGAAGCGGUCCUCGGCAACUUCUACAACAUACUCCAAAACAAGUGGUAUUGGAUCAGUUCCACCACUUUAUUCUUUGCUCUGCAAGCCAUUAAACUAGAAGACGAAGCGUUACCGAGAUAGCCAACUCAAGAUCAAUGUUCUUAUACUUUCUAGUCGUAUAAUAUAGCUUCGAUAUGAGAA